AUGGCAAGCCGCUGCGCAUCAUCUAUUAGAAGUUUCUCCAGGUUGUCCCGGUCAUGGCAAGCCCAAACGCGACCUUGUAUACGAACUUACGCAGCAGCAGCUCCUGAAUCGGCCACCUCAAGCGCAACUCCCCCGCCCCCUCCCGCCAAGUCCUCGACAGACCCUACCAUUACCCGGAUAGUGGACGACAUCUCGGGGCUGACUCUGCUACAGGCUGCCGACCUUGUUACUCUGCUGAAGUCCCGCCUGAAUAUCCAGGAAAUUGCGAUGCCCUCUGCUGCUCCCAUGGCUGCAGCACCGGCUGCCGCUGAGGAAGAAAAGCCUAAGGAGAAAACCGUCUUCAAUGUGAUGCUCGAAUCAUUCGACGCGGGCGCAAAGCCAAAGAUCAUCCGAGAAGUCAAGGCACUGGUCCCCAAUCUCACUCUCAUUGACGCUAAGAAGUUCGUCGAGUCGGUGCCUAAGGUUCUCAAGGAAAACCUCCCUAAAGAGGACGCUGAGAAACUCAAGGCUGCCUUUGAAAAACUGGGAGCGGUCGUCAAGCUCGACUAG
Molecule: messenger RNA, 549 nt
Organism: Pleurotus ostreatus (oyster mushroom)
Lineage: Eukaryota; Fungi; Basidiomycota; Agaricomycetes; Agaricales; Pleurotaceae
Exons: 6
Coding region: 1-549 (182 amino acids)
Biological process (GO): translation
Cellular component (GO): ribosome
Molecular function (GO): structural constituent of ribosome
Source: RefSeq, a predicted model, not a curated record